Molecule: messenger RNA, 2317 nt
Organism: Petromyzon marinus (sea lamprey)
Lineage: Eukaryota; Metazoa; Chordata; Hyperoartia; Petromyzontiformes; Petromyzontidae
Product: ras-related protein Rab-40B-like
Biological process (GO): intracellular signal transduction
Molecular function (GO): GTP binding; GTPase activity
Source: RefSeq, a predicted model, not a curated record
UGAGAGACGACCAAUCCGGCUGCCGGCUGCUCGCCCGAGAGAGGAAGCCGACAGCAACUCGGCCCCUAGGACGCGCGGGCGGAUGAGCGUGCGCUUUUGAACAUCGAGUUUUCUUCCGUCCAUUCACGUGCCCAUCCAACCAGCCACGGCCCCCGCGUCGAGGAGGUGCCCGCCCUGCGGGAGCCGAGACCGCCUACCCCGGCCGUGGAUCUAGGCGAGGGUCGGUGUCUCGCGCGGGGCCUCGCACAAGUCGCGGCCAUUUGAACGAUCCGGAUUUUUUGGUAUUUUUGGGUACCAGCAGCGGCGGCGGCUGUCGAGGCCGUCUGCGUUUGUGUGUGUGUGUGCGCGCGACCGUGUUAACGAUUUUCGACAAAGAUGAGGUGGACGGCGAGGGUACAAUGAGCCGUGGCAGUCCCGUCAAAUCGUACGACUACCUGCUCAAGUUCCUCCUGGUGGGGGACAGCGACGUGGGCAAAGGGGAGAUUCUGGCCACGCUCAGCGAGGACGGGGAGGGAGAACCGCCGGGAUUCUGCUCCGGAGUCGGCGUAACCUGUAAAACAACAACAAUCCUUCUGGAUGGACGACGUAUUAAACUCCAGCUCUGGGACACGUCAGGACAGGGAAGGUUCUGUACAAUCUUUCGCUCAUACUCCCGUGGCGCGCAGGGCAUAGUGUUGGUCUAUGACAUCACCAGCCGUUGGUCUUUUGAUGGGAUCGAGAGAUGGAUCAAAGAAAUUGACGAGCAUGCGCCGGGUGUGCCCCGAAUCCUGGUGGGCAAUCGCCUGCACCUAGCGUUCAAGCGGCAGGUCAGCACCGAGCAGGCACAGGCCUAUGCGGAGCGCCACAGCAUGACCUACUUCGAGGUCAGCCCGCUGUGCAACUUCAACAUCACCGAGUCGCUAACGCAGCUCUCCCGCAUCGCCCUCAUGCGGCACGGCAUGGAGCGCCUCUGGAGGCCCAACCGAGUGCUGAGCCUGCAGGACCUGUGCUGCCGGUCCAUCGUCUCGUGUACGCCAGUCCACCUCAUUGACAAGCUGCCGCUGCCCGUGACGGUGAAGAGCCACCUCAAGUCCUUCUCGAUGGCCAACGGAAUGAACGCCUUCACCAUGCACGGCCACUCGUACUUCCCACACACGAGCAACGCCGGGAAAAGGAGCAGUCUGAAGAAGUCUCCCUCCAUCAAGGUCACACGGCCAGUGCUGUCCCCUCCAGAGAGCUGCACGAGGAACAGCUGUAAAAUAUCUUAGUCGUCAAAACGAACCCCCGUCCUUGGGUCUGAGAACCAUUUUGUUGGCCCAGUCUUAAUGUUAUUGUGUUUCGUUCAGAGGACUCUUAGUCAUUGUUGAAAUGUUGUUCAUGGGAGAUUGUCAAAAAAAAGUAACACUUUUAAACGAUUGUAGGUCAUCCUAUGCACUUUUUGCUAUCAGUGUUUGGUCAUCUUUGUGCAGGUGUGUAUAUGUACAAGUUUGUAACCUUGUGCACUGCUUUUGUUGAAGCUGAGCAAAACAGAUUUGGAUGUCGAUAGUCAUGAUUUAUUGUGAUGUUGAAUUGACUGCAAACUUGUACAGUGUAAAUAUAUUGACAUGUACACUCAUGUACAUAUAUCUCUCUCGUAAUUUUUUCACCCUUUUUAUGGCGUAUAAAGAUCUUCCUCAAGUUGUUUUUAAACAUGGUCAAGGUGAUGUUCACAAACAAGGUCUACUAUGAGUAUUUAUUUGUAGUAGGUUUUUUUUAACGAAUUGUCACCAAGUUCUGGCUCUCGGUGAUCUUCUCUGCCUUCGGUCAUAUCCUGAAGGGGUUAUUUUUGAGCUUGAAGAUGCACCACUCUAAGAAUAUGUUUACAGGUUUUAAAAAUAUUUUAAGACAUAGGCUUACACAGCUAACAUAUCAUGUGCAGCAUGCUUAGUUACAGCAAGCAGAGCAUGGGAAACUUUGGAGGACCAUGCAAGCAACAGAGCCAUUACACAUGCAUCAAAUGUUAGCCAAUUUGAUAGCUCUCAUUUGGUUGGUGUGUUAAAUAUUGAUAUUUUUUUGUAUGUGUGAUACUUGCUGUCAUGAUGUCUUUUAAUAGUGGCAUGUGCCAACCGCAGUGUUCCGUGUGCUUGACAUGUUUAUACGAAGCGUAGAUUUGUCCACCGUUACGCAAUUGUCCAGCAAUGCACAAUGGUUUAAAACACUCGAGGUAUAAAGUGUGUGAAUAGGCUGUUGUACACUAAAAAAAAUCGCUACAGCGCUGGAAUCUGAAAAUCGCAGCCUCCACAGACAUGGCGUCUUAAAGUUAGUGGUACACACAUUUUAGUAUGCAAUCAAUUUAUGU